CCGGUAUAAAGUGAGAGGACGCCCGGCCGCCCCGCCCGCCAGCUGCAGCCCCUACCUGGCACCUUGGUCACUCCACCCGCUGGAUCCCAGCCAGACUGCAAGACUCAACAAGUGACUUAAUGAGCAAAUCCUGCCUAGAAGACAACUGUUCAGGGCGACAGGCGGCACGAGAGCCCCUAGCUCCAUUGCACCAUGUGUGGGAUUUGGGCCCUCUUUGGCAGUGAUGAUUGCCUUUCUGUUCAGUGCCUGAGUGCUAUGAAGAUUGCACACAGGGGUCCAGAUGCAUUUCGCUUUGAGAAUGUCAAUGGAUACACCAACUGCUGCUUUGGAUUUCAUCGGUUGGCAGUGGUUGACCAGCUGUUUGGAAUGCAGCCAAUCCGAGUGAAGAAAUAUCCUUAUUUGUGGCUUUGUUACAACGGUGAAAUCUACAACCACAAGAAGAUGCAACACCAUUUUGAAUUUGAAUACCAGACCAAAGUGGAUGGUGAGAUAAUCCUUCAUCUUUACGACAAAGGAGGAAUUGAGCAAACAGUUUGCAUGUUGGAUGGGGUGUUUGCAUUUAUUUUGCUGGAUACUGCCAAUAAGAAAGUGUUCCUGGGCAGAGAUACUUAUGGAGUCAGGCCUUUGUUUAAAACCAUGACGGAAGAUGGAUUUUUGGCUGUGUGUUCAGAAGCUAAAGGUCUUGUUAACUUGAAGCACUCCACAACUCCUUUUUUAAAAGUGGAGCCUUUUCUCCCAGGACACUAUGAAGUUUUGGAUUUAAAGCCGAAUGGCAAAGUUGCAUCAGUGGAAAUGGUCAAAUAUCAUCACUGUAGAGAUGAGCCCCUGCAUGCGCUCUAUGACAAUGUGGAGAAACUCUUCCCAGGUUUUGAGCUAGAAACUGUGAAGAACAACCUCCGGAUACUUUUUGACAAUGCCAUAAAGAAACGCUUAAUGACAGACAGAAGGAUUGGCUGCCUUUUAUCAGGGGGCUUAGAUUCCAGUUUGGUUGCUGCCACCCUGUUGAAGCAGCUAAAAGAGGCUCAAGUACAGUACCCUCUCCAGACAUUUGCGAUUGGCAUGGAAGACAGUACUGAUUUACUCGCUGCUAGAAAGGUGGCAAAUCACAUUGGGAGUGAACACCAUGAAGUCCUCUUUAAUUCUGAGGAAGGCAUUCAGGUCCUGGAUGAAGUCAUAUUUUCCUUGGAAACUUAUGAUAUUACAACAGUACGUGCUUCAGUAGGUAUGUACUUAGUCUCCAAGUAUAUUCGGAAGAACACAGAUAGUGUGGUGAUCUUCUCUGGAGAAGGUUCAGAUGAGCUUACGCAGGGUUACAUAUAUUUUCACAAGGCUCCUUCUCCUGAAAAAGCCGAGGAGGAGAGCGAGAGGCUUCUGAAGGAACUCUACUUGUUCGACGUUCUCCGGGCAGAUCGCACUACUGCUGCCCACGGCCUUGAAUUGCGUGUCCCUUUCCUGGAUCAUCGAUUUUCUUCCUAUUACUUGUCUCUGCCCCCAGAUAUGAGAACUCCCAAGAAUGGGAUAGAAAAACAUCUCCUGAGAGAGACAUUUGAGGACUCCAAUCUAAUACCUAAAGACAUUCUCUGGCGGCCAAAAGAAGCAUUCAGUGAUGGAAUAACCUCGGUUAAGAAUUCCUGGUUUAGGAUUUUACAGGAAUAUGUUGAACAUCAGGUUGAUGAUACAAUGAUGGCGACUGCAGCCCAAAAAUUUCCCUUCAAUACUCCUAAAACUAAGGAAGGCUAUUACUACCGUCAAAUCUUUGAACGCCACUACCCGGGCCGGGCAGACUGGCUGACCCAUUACUGGAUGCCCAAGUGGAUCAAUGCCACGGACCCUUCUGCCCGCACUCUGGCCCAUUACAAGUCAGCCGCCAAAGCCUAGGCACUAUCUGAGCUAUCCAGUGAAAGGAAACAUUCCUCCUGUGAUGAGUAGGGGGCUUGGGGGCAGGAGGGGGAGCAGUGAGCAUCAACCAUUCCAGCUUGUUGGGCAUGGAAAAAAAAUAAAAGUCUUGAAUCUGACACAGUGCUAUAGUCAUUUAUAUUCAUACAGCCCCUUCCUUAGAGGGAGCUAGAAACUGAGCAGCUUU
Molecule: messenger RNA, 2083 nt
Organism: Panthera uncia (snow leopard)
Lineage: Eukaryota; Metazoa; Chordata; Mammalia; Carnivora; Felidae
Gene: ASNS
Product: asparagine synthetase (glutamine-hydrolyzing)
Exons: 13
Coding region: 193-1878 (561 amino acids)
Cellular component (GO): cytosol
Molecular function (GO): asparagine synthase (glutamine-hydrolyzing) activity
Source: RefSeq, a predicted model, not a curated record